AUGCUCAAGGACCGCUGGGGCUCACGAAGUUUGCGCCUGUCGAAAGAAAAUAUGCGCGCGUUCAAUGCAUGUCACUUGUGUCUGCAGACAGCACAACAGCCUGUAUGCUGUUUCGAAGGACACCUAUACUGCAAAGUAUGCAUUCUUUCUGAUCUUUUGAAGCAGAAAUCGGUUCUCGCCGAGCACGCGAAACGGUGCGAAGACCGUGCUCAGGAAGAGCACAAGGAGGCAGCCGAAGUCCAGGCUAGUGCCGAUGCUGAGCGAGUGGCUACUUUUGAGCGCAACGAGUCACUCAUUGCUCCUGGCAGCAAACGAAAGCAUGAAGAAACGGGUGAUACGCCACGCAAGAGGGCAGAAUCUUCUGAUGCUGCGUCUUCCAUGCCGGCCUUCUGGCUCCCAAACAUGGCACCCCAGGCACACGAUCAAGGCGCAAAGAGUAGCCCAGAGCGAGCCUCUACGACACUAUGCACUGCUGCCAGACCCCACAAGCUUCUGGCUAAGCAUCUUGUCCAAGUCCGCUUCAGCAUUCGCCCAAGGGAUGGCCAGGACCAGACGUUUUGUCCCUGUUGCAAAAAGGAAUACACGAAUGUGUCUCAAACGUAUGUGCUUCGCCCCUGUGGGCAUGUUUUCUGUGCAUCGUGCACCGCGACCCUGGUGACCAAGCCACUCGAAGAGUCAGGAAAAGCUUCCAGCUGCCCCGAAUGCAGUACGAGUAUCCAAGCGCGACGUGACGUGAUUCCGCUCGAGCGCGAAGGAACGGGUUUUGCCAGUGGCGGCAAGUCGGAAGUGCACACCCAGGGCAUUGCCUUUCAAGGCUAA
Messenger RNA from Malassezia restricta, 819 nucleotides. RefSeq names its product nitric oxide synthase-interacting protein. The record is from RefSeq and is a predicted model, not a curated record. Lineage: Eukaryota; Fungi; Basidiomycota; Malasseziomycetes; Malasseziales; Malasseziaceae. Gene Ontology annotation, cellular component: nucleus. Gene Ontology annotation, molecular function: ubiquitin protein ligase activity. Bases 1 to 819 code for a protein of 272 amino acids. The transcript has a single exon.